AUCUGGCAUUACCAUUCUUUUAUUUUUCGUUUCCACUCGCUAGUUUGGUACAUUGUUCAUUUUAAGUAUUCUUAAGUUGUUUGGAGAAAGACCCAACAAGGAUUUAUACUCAAAUACCAUUCGGAAAUGCUUGUUACCCAAAAAAUGUUCCCAAAUCUUAAUUGUCAUUGUAUUAUUGAUUUUACUUGCACAAGUAAUAACGGGGACCUGCACAUAAAUUAUUCAAUUAAAAUUAUCAUGUGUGUGCCACGUCUGGACAGAAGUUGGGGUACGUAGCAUUAGUACUUUAGUAAUACUUAUAAAGAGUUAAAUUAAAUAAAUAGAGAGGAGGGUAAAUCAAUUUGUGAUACCAUUUAGCUAAGUAUCUGAGAAAGACCCGACAUGAUCAUACAUGUUUUAACAGUUCAUUCCGCUAAAAAAGGUUAAAUUUGGAUCCCCUUGACCUUUAUUUUUAGCUAGGCCAUUGGACUGAAACAGUGACAUAACUCAUAUAUUCUUCUUUAUUUUGUUAUAUUAUAUAGGUUAUUAGGCUUUUUUCCUGAUUUCCGGUGCUUAAAUCUGGAUAUCAGCACAAUAAAACGAUAAUACGAACGGGUAAUUAAUUGAGUGCAAAUUUAUAAAAAGCUUUUAUUUAAUUCAAGAGGAUAUAACUAUAAAUUUAUAUGAACAAAUUUCUAAAAAGUAAACAUCAAUAUUGAUGAUGUCGAUGUUGUUUCCGCGCAUUAAAAUUUGAACCAACCUAAUAAAUUAUCAACAUUGACAAAGUUGUUCUCACGCAUAUAAACUUGUGAAAGAUCAUAGUAACCGAAAAGAAAUGAUGGAGCAAUCAUAGUCUUGGCGGGCUAAAGAGAAGUGGCAUCACUUCUUUGCUUCUUGAAAGAAACAAUUGUUUGGCUUCUUUGUGGUGAAUAAGCCACAUAAUAUCUAAACCGGCAAAUUUUGUCAUUUAUUUUUCAGUUUGGUUUUAAAUGACUGCUUGAUAUUCUUUGUUUGUUUGGUGAUGAAGUGGAAUCAAAUGUCUGUGUUGUUGCUUGAUUCUUAUACAGAUUCUUACUUGUCAUUGCAUUAUUCGUUCUCUUUUGAAAUUUGCACUGGUAGCAAGGUGGUUUUUUGAAUAUGUUCUUUUAUAUUGAUAUUGCUUCACAAAUCAGCUAAGUAUGUGACUUAAAAAUAUGGUGAACUUCUUAAUUUUGUAAUGUAAGCUCACUCUACGAAUAUAUAGAGUGCAGUGGUCGUGUUGAAUUUUUCAUACUCGCCUUUAGGCUUUAGUAUAUAUACGUCUCCCUCUGUCCCUUCUGUAAAAUAUACAUCUCUUUCCCUCCCUCUCUCUCUCCCCCUCCCUCCGUCUCUCUCUUAAAAAUAGAUGGCAGAACUGAAACAUUUUUUUCAUGAGCAUAAGCUGAUACUGAAUGAAGCUGAGCCUGUUAUCGAUAAGGAAGUAGAAUGUGUUGGGUGCAGACGGCCAAUAAACAAACUCAUAGACGCGUUUUAUAAGUGCAACAAUUCCCUUAUUGAUAGCAGUCCAUCGAGUGAUUGUGUUGGUUUCUAUAUGCAUAAAACUUGUUCUGAGUUGCCCUCAACUUUUACACACCCUUUGUUCCCAAAACAACCUCUAAGCCUCUUUGCGCUUCCAUAUAAAAAACAAAACUUUUUUUCUUGUGAUGCUUGUGACAGCGAAUCUCAGUGCUUUAUGUAUUGUUCUGAGUCUUCUGCCAAUUGGGCCAAUUCCGAAUUUCUUGUUUGUUUGAAAUGUGUAAUAUCAGAACUUAAAUCUCUAGAGGAACGAAACCGUUAUCAUCCGGGUCAUGAUCACCCAUUAACCUUAGUCCAAAGCCCAGCUUUGUUCCUGUGUCAUGCUUGUAACACUACAGCAACAGAUUUGUCCUAUAUUUGUACAACUUGUCCUUUCUGGAUACACGAGAGUUGUGCCAAUGCACCCAUCACCUACCAAAGUAAAUUUCACAAUGAACACGCUCUCAUCUUGAACUACUCUCUUCCCCAACAAUUUCGUCAAUUUACCUGUUUCUGCAGCAUCUGCGAUGAAAAUAUAAAUCCCAUCGACUGGGUUUAUAUUUGUGCAAAUUGCAGAUUUUUUGCUCACGUGAAAUGUGCUUUAUCAACUUUGAUCGUAAGUAAUAUGAAUGAUGAAGCAGAUUGGGGACAUUCCAAUUUAAUGCACUUCCCUGCACAUGAUGAAGCAUCACUACAUAAAGUGAUGCAGCAAUGUAUCAUGAAGGUAGCAAAUGCUCACCAGCAUGAUUCUGCCAAUAUUGCGGAACCUUCACCUUAUAUCAAGCAUUGGGCCCAUAGGCACCAGCUGGCACUUAGAAACAAGAACGCGACAACUUAAAC
This is a messenger RNA of Daucus carota subsp. sativus, 2352 nucleotides long. RefSeq lists its product as uncharacterized. The transcript is spliced from 2 exons. The record is from RefSeq and is a predicted model, not a curated record. Lineage: Eukaryota; Viridiplantae; Streptophyta; Magnoliopsida; Apiales; Apiaceae. Bases 1364 to 2350 code for a protein of 328 amino acids.